This is a messenger RNA of Anastrepha obliqua, 4390 nucleotides long. RefSeq names its product sal-like protein 2. Gene Ontology annotation, cellular component: nucleus. The record is from RefSeq and is a predicted model, not a curated record. Gene Ontology annotation, molecular function: RNA polymerase II transcription regulatory region sequence-specific DNA binding; DNA-binding transcription factor activity, RNA polymerase II-specific. The transcript is spliced from 2 exons. The coding region runs from base 127 to 2199 and encodes 690 amino acids. NCBI's taxonomy places the organism in Eukaryota, Metazoa, Arthropoda, Insecta, Diptera, Tephritidae. Gene Ontology annotation, biological process: regulation of transcription by RNA polymerase II.
UGAAAAGUUUUAUACAUUGCCGUCUGCGAAAGGCUCUGCAAAAAGUGUUCAUUUCAUCCGAAACAAUGUCAAAAUAGUAAUUAAAAUAACUAAGUGUAAUUUAUAUUUUCUGCUUUGGUGUAAAAUAUGUCGAGAAUCGCAAUCAAAACAGAGAAGCUGGAUGAAGAGCAGGAGGAGAUUGGCAUUGAAAGUAGAGCCGCAGAGGAGGGUGGUGUUAGUAGUCAGGAACAUGAAAAAGGUACAUCGGCAGUGGCAGGUAAACAGCACCAUGAAGUGGGACGAAGUGCGAUGCGCCAGCUACAACAAAAUCAACUGCAACCUACUGCUCUGCUAAAAAGUGCUAGUGGCGUUGGUGGGGGAAUUGACAGCAGCUGCGGUCUAGUGAACUCCAGCCAUGAGAUCAAUAGCACUAAAAAACCUACCUUACCGAAGUCACGUUGCGGGGAAGUCUUUGUAUCCAAUAAUGCACGUCAGUGGACAUUUAUUUGCACCUAUUGCAACAAAAGCACACGUGACAUCGGCGAAUUUAUUUGCCACAUUAAAAUAAAACAUUUGGGUGGAUUUACUGACGAAGGUGAUGAAACGGACGAUGGCGAAUACGAGACCAAUCAACAAGCAAAUUUCUAUGAACAAGAUCAAGAUUAUUUGGAUUGCGGCAACUAUCUGGACGUAAAUGUGCACACAGAGUCUGAGGACUAUAGUUUAAAUGGGCAGGAUAAUUCAACAACAUACCGCCAUACAAGCAGUCAUAAUGCACUACACCGACAACCGGUGUCUGCUGCAGUUUCAAAGCAAGGAGAUGUUAAAAGACAAGUUGAUUUUAAUAAAAAGAGGAAAAAUAAUAGUGUUGAUGAUGACACGCUGGAAGACGAGAAAGAACAUGCUUCAGGUGCCGUUAAAGAGUCGGCAGCACAGUGGCGUGCCGAUCCAGCAAAUUUCCAAUCUUAUGCAAAUAAGUACACACCAAUAUCCUCCACACCAAAUGUAAAAAUGAAAACUAACGCAACCUCAAAUGGUAAUACUGCUUUCGAUGCUGCCGAUUAUGCUCCGGUUAAGGACGAUUUUGAUACAACCGGCGCUUAUGAAAACGACGAAGAAGAAGAUUUCGAUAAUCAAUUAUUUAUUGCUCCCACUGACUCUUUGGAUGCUAGCAUACUGGGUGGGGCAGCUGAUGGUAGUGGCGGUGAAAUGAAGACGAAACGGCGUCAAAUACGUGGCACUGCAUACUGUGCAUUGUGCAACAAAACCUUCCAAUACUACUCGCUAUACCGCAAUCAUAUGAUUAAACAUUCGAAUGAGACCCCAUUUAAAUGUCCCAUUUGCAAAAAAGGAUUCAAAUCAAAACAGGCCAUACGCUAUCAUAUGAAUACACAUCAGAAAGAGAAACAGUUCAAAUGUUCCAUCUGUAGUGCAUCAUAUGGCACAGAAAACCAUUUCAUCUCCCAUAUUAUGACUCACGAAAGUGCAACCGCAUUUCCAUGUAUGGUUUGUGGUCAAGUGCUGAGCAGUAGUAAGGAGCGAGAUAUUCAUAUGGCUAACCAUAAAGAGGAGCGACCAUUUCGCUGUGACUAUUGUAAUAAACUCUUCCGUUUGAGACAUCAUUUAUCGAACCAUCUGAAGAUGCAUCGUAAAUACCGUUGUGAUUACUGCAAAGAGAUAUUCACUAGUGCUAUCUACUUGCGUAAACCUUACGCUUGUCCUGGAUGCGAAAAUUCGCCCGACGCUCAACAAGAUGCGGCGAAUGCUGCAAACUCCAAGGUAGGACGGGUUAGCGGUAACAAUAGCAUCAACCCGUUGGAGAUUUUUGAAACAGUUAUACCUGGACAACAACAAAGUGAUGACUAUGCACAGAUGGUAACAGAUUCGGAGGGCGAUGGCGAAGGCGAUGAAGAUGUUGAUGAAGACGAAGAUGAAGCCGAUGAUGAUGAUAAUGGUAAUGAACCUCAAGGUACACAAAUGGAUGAAGAUGGUGAUGAAAAUGAAGACAUUUCAAGACGAGAAGAUGAGCAGGAAGAAGAUGAUGAUGACGAAGAGGAGUAUGAGGAAGGGGAAGAACCAAGUAACCACGGCGUCGGCAGUAGUGGACAAGCGAUUGGCGCAUAUGGUGGCAGCAUAAAGCGGUAUGUGUGCAAAUAUUGUUCGCGUAGCUAUUCUCACCCAAGCGGUUUGAACUAUCAUAUACGGCAUAAGCAUUGCUAGUAAGAGAUAUGGAAGCGCAAAAGUGGAAUAUGAAUAGGAGAUAAUGAAUGAAUAGAGAAGGCAGAUAAAUAUAAGAAAAGAGGGUUUUUUCUAUAUAUAUGCACUGACAAAAAAAUAUUUAGUUUAAAAAAACAAGAGAAAAACGCAAAAGCGCUUUAAAAAAUUCAUAGUAUUUCUAAGAGAUUUAUUACGUUUAAGCAUAAAUAUAUUAUCCUAAUUUUUCUACCAUUGUCAGGUGACCCGAGACUAAAUAUGCUGGUACAAAUAUUACGAAUUACAGUCUUUCCUAACAACAUCUAGUCUAAUCUUAACCAUUGUGUUGUGUCUACAUACAUCUGUAGGUACUUUGUAUUAUCCUUCGCACGAUACCUCUAAGCUGCCCAUUUUUGUGAUUAUGUUAGCAGCAAUUGGAAACAUGUCUAGGAUGCUUUUGUGUGCGUGUGAUUUCGACAAACCGAUUGGUUAUUUAGGAUAGCCAUUUUUCAAAGGCAUCUCGGCAGCAAUCUAUUGUACUUCGAUCUACAUAUAUUAUUGUCGUUGUUGUUGUUAUUACUGUUGUAACAGCACAAAAUAUUUUCCAGGCUCGUGCAUAUGUAUAUUUUAUAUAAUGCUGUAUUUUGUAAGAGUGGGUUGUCAUUCACAACUUUUGUUCUUUUCGAUUACGGCAACAACGACAUUAAACCUGUCUGUAGUGCAAACGAUAGUUCGAUCUAUAACCGACUGUGGUAAUCAUUCGCUAUAUAUUCACACACUAUUCCGACUGCAUGUAUAAGUAUACCACUUAACUAAAAAAUACUCAAAUAUCAUAAAUUUUCCGUACAACGUACGCAAAUUUGCGUGCAACGUAUGUGUGAAGAAAGCUGCUUCUUUCAAUUUUCCUUGCAUUCAAUAGUACUCAUAAUUUAUUUAUUUUUUUCUUGCAAGAAUUUUCACACACACGUGCACAUUAUAUUUCCAUUGUUUUAGUUAUAACAAACAGUAUUCUUCCACAUAAGCCAUCACAUCCAUUUCGAUAGCAUAGAAUUGUUACAGAACUGAUGAAUGCUAAAAUUUUAACAAACAUAUUUAAAUACUUAUGUACGUACAUUUAUUCAUAUGCAUAUUACCAUAUACAUACAAACAUAAAUAAUGUACCGAAAAGCCUUGAAAAGGCCUUAGAGUUAUAUACACAUUCAUAAUGAAGCUACCCAGAUUAUUAUUGAAGAUUUUAGGGAACAAAUUGCUAAAAAUCAGUGACUGCCCAAAAGCUACCGUAAAAUUCUUUCAAAAAUCAAAAAAAUUAUGUAUAGAUUUCAAAUGCUACUUGAAAUUUCGCAUAAAAAUACUACAUUUGUUCGUAAGUGCUUUAGGGUUUAACUUUUUUUUUGAGUACAUCAAUUAAGUGCAGCUUUGAAAUUACUUGAAACAUAAUUUAUUGUAAGAUUAUAGUGAAAUUAAGCGAAAUACAAACGUAACCAUCAACUAUUUUUUAUUAUGAGUUAGAUUUUAAAUUUCAUAUACUACUUAAAAUAACAAAAAUAAUACAAGGGCGAAAUUUGUUUAAGGUUACUUACACCAAAGUUAAGCAAAAAUUGGGAAACAUUAAAAAUUUCCUAACAAAAGACAAAAGUAGAAAUGAAGAAGAAAACAAUUUUAAGAAAUUCAAAUGUUAAAUACAUUUUUGUAUUAGCCUUGUGCAAGAGUUUUUCAUAAUUGCAAGCUUAUCAAAUUAUUAGCCACAUUCAUUAAAUGCUGAAUUUGAAUUUGCGUCAUAAUAGUAAAUGUAUGUACAUACAAAAAUUUAAUUCUAAGAAAAAUAUACAUUAAACAUUGAUAGUAAUUGCUGUCGUUUGAUAUAUUUUUGUCUCAGUUAGAAUAGUCAUAGCAUUUAUCACUUAAAUAUUUUAUUAAUAACCAUUACGUCACUGAUCAACUAAACACCAAUCGAGAGAGAGAGAGAGAGAGAGAGCAUUGAAACAACUUUAAGCAUUCUGCAAAAUCAUGUUAAUAAUAUAACGUAACAAUUCGACAAAAUGUAAUAAAAAUUUAUAAAAUAUAGUACUAAAUUGAUAUUGAAAUAACUUCUAGGAAUGAUAAAAAUGAGAUUUAUUAAAAGCUCAUAGGUACAAUAGAAUAUAAAUAACUUAUAUAAUAUAACCGUAUUUUAAUAUGAAAAAAUUCGCCGAAGCGAAUUCAAUCUGUAAAUACUGCU